ACAGCAUAGAAAUACAAUAAAUACAAAUUAAUCUUCCACUUAACAUCUAAGUGUGUAUCAGAAGAUAUGACUGGAGUUUUAUGCACAGCAAACUGUCUACACAUUGUGUAUGUAUGCAAAAUAGCUUGUAUGCCAAUCAUAUAUGGAGUGAAACAAAGUUCAGGGGUGCAGAUUGCUUAUCAGUUCCUUUACUUUCUUUGACCUGGACAGUGUGGGCCUUGUAGGAGAGGUGGGUCCCAAACACAAGUAGCUGGUCAUUGCUUUCUAAACAGGAUCAAUUACGGUAUUCAACUACUUUUAUAUUAAAAAAACCUAUUUAUUUCCUUGUUUUGUCAUUGCUAUCCACAUAUAAUCAAUGUUUCUACUGCAUUACUGUAAUGGGAAAUAAGUAUCCAUUUCCUUCUAGCUCACUUAUGGCUCCUUUGCCCCAGAGGAUGCUGGUCAAAGCCAAUCCACUCCCUUCUACCGGAUAGUGCCCAAUGAAGCCCAUCAGUACACUGGGAUUGUUGAGUUACUUCUGCACUUUGAAUGGACGUGGGUUGGGUUGCUCACUGCGGAUAGUGAGAGUGGAGAGAAGUUUAUGGAAAUCCUGCAAACUCUGCUUUUCCAGAGAGGCAUUUGCUUGGCCUUUGCAGAGAGAACUCCAAAAGGCUCAUAUUUUGAAGAGUAUUACAACAUGCUUUCCCAGUGGCUCCAAACCUAUUACAUUAUUGCGGAAAGCAAAGCCAAUGCUGUUGUUGUCUAUGGAGAAGACAAGUCCUUGUUUUUUUUGCAAAUAUGGCUAGUGGCAGGGGGUGCAGAAAACAUGACAUCUAUGGAGAAGGUAUGGAUUAUGACUGCUCAACUGGAUUUCUCAGCAGUGGCCUUUCGAAUGAGCCAAGAUAUGCAACCAUUUCAUGGCUCCAUAUGCUUCACAGUGCACUCAAAUGAGGUGCAAGGAUUCAAGACCCUUCUUUGCUCCCUCAAUCCUUUCAUGGCAGGUGAAGAUGGUUUUCUUCAGCAGUUCUGGCAAGAGACGUUCCAUUGUUUCUUUUCAAAAUCCAGUACUGAUUUCAGUGAACCCUGCACUGGACAGGAGAAGCUGGAGAGCCUCCCCUCGUCUGGCUUUGAGAUGAGCAUGACUGGCCACAGCUACAGCGUCUACAAUGCUGUCUAUGUUGUGGCACAUGCCCUACAUGAUGCCAUGUAUAGAUCCAGGGCAAAAGACAGAGGAAUUGUGAGAAGAUGGAGACCGCAGCUUCAGAAAUUCCAGCCUUGGCAGCUCCACCCAUUUCUUAGGAGUGUCUCAUUUAACAACAGUGCGGGAGAAGAAGUGUCUUUUAGUGAGAACAGGGAAUUAGAAGCUGGAUUCGAUAUUACCAACUUGGUCACUUUCCCAAAUAACUCCUUCAUCAGAAUGAAGGUUGGAUGGAUGAAUUUGGAUGCUCCCCCAGGAAAAGAGUUUUCCAUCAAUGAAGACAAAAUGGUGUGGCACAGGAGUUUUCACCAGGUGCCACCCCUCUCUCAAUGCAACAAAAAUUGCCCUUCUGGUACUAGGAGAAAAAAGAAGGAAGGGGAGAAAUUUUGCUGCUAUGACUGUGCUCCGUGUUCAGAAGGCAAGAUUUCAUACCAGAAAGACAUGAAUGACUGUGUCGGAUGCUCAGAAGAUCACUAUCCAAACAGGAACCGAACACAAUGCAUUCCAAAGUCCAUCAGCUUCUUGACUUUGGAAGAACCGCUUGGGAUGAGCUUAGCUUUUGGCUCCAUAUUCUCCUCUUUGCUGACCAUAUUGUCCCUCGCCAUCUUUAUGAAGCAUCAGGACACACCGAUUCCGACCAGACAGAGUGACCUGCCUUCUCCGACAAAUGGCUUUUGUGAAAGGAUGACUUACUGGGCCACUUUGGAGCUACUCUCUACACACUAUAGAUUCGUACCCAACUACCAGUGUGACAAACAGAAAAACCUGAGGGCCGUCAUUGGGGGACUUGACUUUGAGAUUUCCCUCCACAUGGCAGCCAUCUUAGGUGUCUACAAGAUUCCCCAGCUCACUUAUGGCUCCUUUGCCCCAGAGGAUGCUGGUCAAAGCCAAUCCACUUCCUUCUACCGGAUGGUGCCCAAUGAAGCCCAUCAGUACACUGGGAUUGUUGAGUUACUUCUGCACUUUGGAUGGACGUGA
This is a messenger RNA of Podarcis muralis (Common wall lizard), 2155 nucleotides long. Lineage: Eukaryota; Metazoa; Chordata; Lepidosauria; Squamata; Lacertidae. The record is from RefSeq and is a predicted model, not a curated record.